This is a messenger RNA of Staurois parvus, 387 nucleotides long. Lineage: Eukaryota; Metazoa; Chordata; Amphibia; Anura; Ranidae. The record is from the annotation of a GenBank genome assembly.
AGUGCACAGACCGGCGAUCAGCGGUGCUCUGUGUCCCUCGGACACAGCGGAUCACCGAUCAAUGGAAAGAGCCAAAGAUGUCGGCUCAGUCAUGUGAUCAGCUUUGUCCAAUCACAGUUGAUCAUAUCAGUGCCACCCUUCAGUGUCCAUCAGUGCCAGCUGUCAGUGCUCAACCAUGCCACCUGCCAGUGCCCAUCAGUGCCACAUAAAUGCCCAAUAUCAGUGCCUACCAGUGCACAUCAAUGCCACAUAUCAAUGCCCAUCUGAGCUGCCUUUCAGUGUCACCCAUCAGUGCCAGUCAGUGCCACCUAUCAAUGCCAGUCAGUGCCACCUAUCAGUGCUGCCAAUCAGUGCCACCUAUCAGUGCCAGUCAGUGCCGCCUAUCAG